Xiphias gladius (swordfish) is the source of this 1941-nucleotide messenger RNA. RefSeq names its product neuronal tyrosine-phosphorylated phosphoinositide-3-kinase adaptor 2a (gene nyap2a). Bases 1 to 1896 code for a protein of 631 amino acids. NCBI's taxonomy places the organism in Eukaryota, Metazoa, Chordata, Actinopteri, Istiophoriformes, Xiphiidae. Gene Ontology annotation, biological process: neuron projection morphogenesis; phosphatidylinositol 3-kinase/protein kinase B signal transduction. The transcript has 7 exons. The record is from RefSeq and is a predicted model, not a curated record.
AUGACAUCUCAGGAGGAGGCGUCUUCCUUCAGGAGGUUUUUUCAGUAUGUGGAGGACAGUGGACUUCGAACGUAUGAUGGUUUGGUGAUCCAAAACGCCUCAGACAUUGCUAGAGAGAGCGACCGCAUUCGUAACCAGACCAACUGGACCUACCUGCAGGAAAAACACCAGAAAAAGAGGCGGCAGGAAGAAGCCAUCAAGAGGAUUGGUGAGGAUGUUGCCAUGGCAACAGAUGGGGCAUACUCUGGGAAACAUUUCAGGAUGGGUUUCAUGACAAUGCCGGCACCACAGGACCGACUGCCGCCCUCGAGCCAGGGCUUCACCGUCCGAUCCCAGUCCCUCCACUCGGUGGGCGGAGGAGACGACGACUCCAGCCAGAUCAGAAAACAACCCCCACCCAAACCGAAGCGAGACCCCAACACCAAACUGACUAGCAGCUCUGAGAUGGUGAACGGGGGCUCCGGAGUGACCAGGAGAGACCACCAAGAGACCAAAGAGAUGGCGGAGCAGGCGGAGGCUCGAUGCCCUCUCUACACUGACGACUACAAGAAAAUGCCUCCACCUAAACCGAAGAGGAACCCAAACACUCAGCUUAGCACCUCCUUUGAUGAGUCCUACAUACAUAACCAUGGCAACAAGAAGUCUUCCUUGCGGUGGGAUAAAUCUUCCUCCCAGAGUCAGAGUCCGGCUUCCAGAGACACAGACGACGAGGAGCCGGUUUAUAUCGAGAUGGUAGGAAACAUCCUGCGAGAGUUGAAAGGUCAGGAAGCAGUGGAUGAUGAGCAGAGCGAGUCAGUGUAUGAGGAGAUGAAGUACCCGAUGUUGGAGGACUUCCUGCAGGACAAUCACGCCGCCAUCGUGGAUCCUGAAGCCUGGUCCCGUGGAUCUCUCUGCGACAUUCCUCCACCCUUCCCCAACCUCCUGACUCACCGCCCGCCGCUGCUAGUGUUCCCCCCUGCCCCCGCUCAGUGCUCCCCCAACUCGGACGAGUCCCCCCUCACGCCCUUAGACGUCACCCGGCUGCCCAUGUUGGAAAAUGUCUCUUACACCAAGUCAGGCGGUGCCGAACACCCACAGAGCUCCACCCACCACCGCAAAGAACGAGAUCGAGACAGAGACCGAGACCGGGACCGGGAUCGAGAUCGAGAUCGAGAUCGAGACCGAGACCGAGACCGAGAUCGAGAUCGAGAUCGAGACCACACCAUCACAUCCUCUGGCCGCUCGUCGGCUCCACCUCUCCCCUCAAACUUCUACAAGUCAUCUGGCUCCGCCCACGGUGGUCAUGGUUACCCCCGCAGCCAAUCAGCGUGUCCGUCUCCAGUCAGCAUGGGUCGCUCUCUGACCCCUCUGAGCCUGAAGAGGCCGCCACCGUAUGACGCUCUGAUGGCUGGAGGAAGUAUGCCUCGUUCUUCAUCUUCAUCUUCAUCAUCCUCACACAGGGCGGGGGAGAGCGGAGCUAAACUCAGCAACUCCUCCUCCACCCAUGGCUCCAUGCAGAACGUGUCAAUGAGGUCACAGACUCCGACGAGCCCAUUGGAUGAACUCAACAACCUGUUUACCUCAGGUAGACAGGUGUUGAAGAGAGGCUCAGGAGGCAGGAAGAGCAGGGAGGGUGAAGGAGACUGCAGGUCUCUGCCUAGACAUGACAGCAAAGACAGAGAUGGACAAUCCAGUCCAGUUUCCAGCCGGAUGGGGAGGUCAUCUGUCAGUCCCACCAUGAUGCUGUCUGGAGGAGGAGGAGGAGGAGGUGGUGAAUCAAAGUCUGUUUCUAAACUCGGCCGUUCAGCCUCCACGUCAGGAGUUCCUUCCCCUGGUGGGACGCCACAACGUCACCUGCAUGAAACGCAUCACCCCGCCCUCAGCCAGGAUUCAACUUCACUGAACAACAGAACGUAAAACAUUUUACAGACGGACAGAAGCUUCGAUCCAUCAGCUGACUGA